AACAAAGAAAAAAAAACAAAGAGUGUAAUUCCAGGAUACGACCUGUGUGAUUUCUCUGGGCUGGAUGAUUGAGACUCCAAGAUUCCAUCCUUCUUACAAGUUGCCUGAAAGAAUUCACCAUCAAUUAAUGAUGCAGCACUAACAAGACUUCAUCCAAGAUUACAUGACCAUAACCACGAUAUAGAAAUGGUGUGUACUGAACGAAACUCCAGCACCUCUGUGCCCAAAAAGGAGCCUCAAGUCCAUCAUAAACGCAAAUCCCGCCCUCAGAGCCUCCCAUCUCCGGCGCUAUGCUGCGCAUGUGGCCUGUGCAUCAUGCUCGCGGGUAUCAACAUCACCCUAGUGGGCGCUUUCGCCUUUACUACGCUCAUGCCUUCCGGUAACCCACCUAUCAUCAUUGGACCCGUUCUUCUGCUCAUUGCCUUCACUUUCUUUGCCGCCUGCUGCGUGUGCAGCCGCAUGCCUCCGCCACAUAGCUCACGUCGAACCAAAUCGGGCAACGUGGGAUUCAUGAGGCACCACGGUGCGGCAUUUGAGAUUGAAACAAGUGAGCACACCAUUCAGGACACAACCGCCGUCCAGCUCAGUCCCACCAACUCGCCCAGCCUGUCGCGCAGCUCGGAAUCAGAUCGAGAUGCUAAUGUGAAUGCAAACACCAAUGUUAAUACUAAUGCUAAUGCACCUGCUCCGGACUAUUCGCUCUUCACUAUGGAUGCUAAUGGGCCGAACUCGGCAUCAGUAGCUUUUUCCACCACUACAGGAAGUGGGGAAGCAGUCAAGCUCACGUUGCCAUCCAGUGCCACCUAGGAAAGACUAUAAGUCUCUUCUGAAAUGUAAAUAUAAAAUGUUGCAGGAGGAAAGAUAGCUGACACUUGGGUGCUAUUUUGGUGUGGUUCAGUGUGGUGCGUAAAAGAGCUGAAAGUGUCCUGAUCCAGAGGUGUCCAUGAAGUAACAAACUUGCCAUCGGUAGCUUUUACAGCCUCCACAGGAAGUGAGAAAGAAAUCAAGAAAUCAAAUUCACUUUAUCAUUGAACACCACCUAGAAGAAUCUGCAAAUCUUUGCAGAGAUGUAAAUAAAAUGUUUUGCGAGGGAAGUGGCACUUUGUUUGGUGCUAUUUUGCGGUUGGAGCUCAUUAAG
Messenger RNA from Neoarius graeffei (lesser salmon catfish), 1138 nucleotides. RefSeq names its product transmembrane protein 275a (gene tmem275a). The record is from RefSeq and is a predicted model, not a curated record. Bases 187 to 807 code for a protein of 206 amino acids. The transcript is spliced from 2 exons. Lineage: Eukaryota; Metazoa; Chordata; Actinopteri; Siluriformes; Ariidae.